This is a messenger RNA of Ilex paraguariensis (yerba mate), 1716 nucleotides long. Lineage: Eukaryota; Viridiplantae; Streptophyta; Magnoliopsida; Aquifoliales; Aquifoliaceae. The record is from the annotation of a GenBank genome assembly.
ACUGGAUAAGAACCAACGACAAACAAUCCCUGUUCUUCGCCUUAGAGACGAGAGACAGUCGUUCAUACUAGUGAAUUUCUCUCUGUUCUCUCUCAUGGCCACUACCAUCAUCAAUGUAUGCGUCUGUCCUUUUCUUCGUUUUUCUUCUAUCUCUAUACAUCCAACCCAGAACUCUCUCCCACUCGUUCACCAUCCACACCCCUUAGUUCUGGGCACUCAAAAUAGAAUUUUCACCAAAACUGCUGCUAUGGGCAGUGACUUGUUGGGUGAUUUUGGAGCGAGAGACCCAUUUCCCGCAGAGGUAGAGAGUAAUUUUGCGGAGAAAGUUUUGGGUAAUGUUGACACGGAACACAAAAUUCUAAUCCCCAAGCUCUCUGCUCUUUCUCUUUCCCAACAAGAUUGCGCUCCUAUCUCUCCUUUUCAAUCUCCUAUAUCGGAGGACGAGGCUAAUAAACUGUUAAGGAAGAUUGUCGGAUGGAGACUGUUAACUGAAGAAGGGGGACUUAGGUUAAAAUGUUUGUGGAAGCUCAGAGAUUUCAAAUGUGGGGUCGAACUCAUCAACAGGAUAUACAAAGUUGUUGAAGCUACAGGGCACAUACCCAAUCUUCACCUGGAACAGUCCAAUCAAGUUAGAGCUGAACUAUGGACUGCAUCUAUUGGAGGCUUGAGCAUGAAUGAUUUUAUUGUAGCAGCUAAAAUAGAUGAGAUAAAAACAUCAGAUCUGGUCCCCAAAAAGAGAGUUUGGGCAUAAUUGGAUGUCUUUCGUCCUCAAAGAAACCCGACCAUCUGCUGCUCAUUGGGCCUUUCUCCAACCAACUCUGAAGAAGCUCAAUUUGCUAUAGACGUGUUCUACUUUUAAUUUUCUCCAUCAUUUUCAUUUGCGUCUUCCAUACAAAUAAAAAAUUGUGCACAUUUGGAGCAUUUCUUUGAUUUCAUUAAGAAAAUCAUGACCUCUCUGUGUAUGAUGUCUUCUUCAGCAAGUGUUGACAGAAAAUGUCCAUGUACCAACGCAAGAUUUUACUAAUCGCUGUAUAUAUCGGUCAUCUAUAUUGGUUUUCUUGUUUUCCGAUAUCAUAUUCAUCCUCAUUAUAUUCUUUCCCAAUCUAAUACUUCAUGUUAGUGUUCCUGGCUAAGAUUCAAAAAUUCACAUAAUUUUGUAUACUCAUCUUCUGCUAAUGAAAAUCAUAUGCAAGUUUGUAUCUAGUCUAUAUCUCUGUAUGACGUGACAGGUUCACCAACAAAGCCUUUCCUUCCUGGGAGACUUGGAACUGUGGAAAACAGGGGAAGCUGGUAUAGGCCGUCUUAUCUCUCUAUUGAACAGACUUAGCAGAGGUUUUCUGAAAACCGAUCCUUUUUAUAUGCAGGACCAGCAGAAUCAGUAAACUCAAAGACGAGUCACAAAACAUGUUCUUUAUAUUCAGAUUGUGUGGAUAAGUUUUGCAUAUCAGAAGUUUUAUGUUUCAUGGUACCAAAAUCAGGAAUACUGGUUAGGAUCAAAUGAUGGGGAAGGUUGUCUACUAUUAGGCACAAGAAAGGCACGAUUUAUUGCUCCAAGGGUGUUCUUGGACUCGGCUCUCUCCUUGGGUAAUUACCGAGGUAAAAGCGGCUCUCUCGGAAGACAGUUCCCUGCCAUCUUAUUGGGACUAAUCUAAUAUAUUCUUACUUGAAUUGCCAAGGUUUUAUUUUUUAUUUUUUGUUGUGGUAACAUGCCCUUCU